AUGUCUUCAACCGAAUCGAUCGACAUCGGCACGCCCUCUCCCCGACAGAGCCCAGUGCCCGUCAGCAGCUCCAGAAUGCAGACAUGGUGCGGCGAGCGGCAACAGAGCGCAGCGUUCAUCGACAUCGGCACACCGCCGCCGCUUCCAGCAACAGGCAUCUCUGCGGCCGAGACGUCGGCCUCGAUCCCUCCAGACGCCACAGGAGAUCACUGGCGCAAAGACGUGCUCGAGGAGAUCGACGACCCCAGCGAGCUGCUUGCCAGGCCUCUCUCUAGGCCCUCGCCACCCACGCUGCCGUCCCUGAGAGCGUCAGAUACGGACUCAUCAAGCCAAAGCCUCCCAUCGGCCAGCAUGAAAACGCGUACAUUGCCUCCCGGCUUCACCGGCGGUUCGUCAACUGGAGACAAGCGCGGUCCACGUCGACGUGACCCUACCGCAGCGCACAGCAACUCUGGGCUCCCGGUUCCGAGCAGGAUAUGGCAACCUGCGGUGCGCACCAUUCCAGCGUCAAACGACGACGAUAACGGCUUUGUCAUCAGCGGCAGCGGCGCUCGGGUUCCAACUACAUUCCUCGACAGCUCUGGCGCCUACUCACAUGCCUCUGCAGAGGAGGUCCGCAGACAGCAGCAGCGGAUGUGGGCCGAUGGUGUGAAUCGGACCGGGAGCAAAGGCGCUGAAGGCUCGCACACGGCGAUACUCCACACCUCGUCCGCGCCGAAAGUAGCACAGACAGCUCAGCGGCGAGCGCUGAGCUCGUCCGACGGUACGCGGGCCCUGAGCGCAAUUGAUCUCACCGGGGAUGAUGAGGAGGUCGACGCAGUCCCGUCGGCACAGCGCUCAUCCGCCACCAGUGGGAAGUCCGAGGCCAAGCUCGAGGCCUAUGUCGUCGACGAUGACGAUGACGACGACGACGAGCCCAUCAUCGUGUCAUCUCGCUCGGCUGACGGUGGAGAGGUGGUGCUCGACGAGCAGCGCAACAAUGCCAUCGUCUGCCUGGGCAUGAUCACCUCGGUCGUCCUGUGCAUGUAUGGCUUGCCUCCGCAGCUCACCUUCGCCGGCGGAACCAAUGGUUCGUCCGCUCCGCCUCCCACAGAUCCUGCAUACGAGCGGCCCCAUUGGCCCAGCUCGACGAGUUUCUGGGCGGAAAGAGGGUUCCGACCGGUGAUGCUCUCAGUCAGCCAAACAAGCGCACCAGGUGCCAUCGGCGCAGGCCGGUCGCUGCCGGAAAGUUGGGGCGUCAGGGCCAAACCCGCAGACGUCAAGGUCGGUGUCGUGCUUCCGCCCCUGCUGGCGCACCCCGACCUGCCGCCAGAAGAGGCAAAGCGGCUCGGACCCAGCCUGCUGCCGCCAUUCGGCUCGCUGGCGGAGAAGUACGUGGCGGCGCUGGAGCCGCUGAUGCGGAACAACAAGAUCCGCUGUGAGGCGAGGUGCCGCCUCGUUAGCGGCGGAAGAGCAGGGAGCUUUCUGCACUCGAUCGAGAUCCUUGUCUUCGCACUCAGACCAGACAUUGCCCUGGUGUCGGACAAGCUGUCAUCGCACGGCAUCCAGCUCGAGCAGCCCGCCACGUAUCGGCCAGAGGAUUAUCCGACGAGCCCGGAGUACUCGAACCCGCACAACCCGCCAACGGGGGGCUACCGCAACGACGCUCGCUCCUCUUACAGCGGCCUGUACCGCGGCAGUAACAUGGGAACCACGCUGCAGACCAAGGAGGCUACCGAGAAGCAGAAGCGGGAGCAGGUCGACGCCAUCUACAGCAGCAUCACCAGCGGCGAGGAGCUCGAGAUGGUCGACCCCCGACCGGUGAUCAAAACACGCCUCUUUCAGCACCAGAAGCAGGCGCUCAGCUUUUUGCUGGAGCGCGAGCAGCACAGGAGCUGGUCCGACCUCAAGCGGCGCUCUCCAGCAAAUGAGAUCGACGUUUCGGGUACGAGAAGGCCCGCGCCGGUCUCAUCAGCAUCGGUGGCGAGGGUCGAUGACGUGAUCGGUCAUGGCGGAGAAAGCGAGAGCGCCAAGGUGCGCAAGAGGAGGCGCGAUGAGGAUUCGGUCUCCCUAUGGACCGUCAAUUGGGACUCGCGGGGCAAGGCACGCUCCUACGUCAACCUCAUCACACAGAGGGAGGUCAAGAAGCCUCCGACGAUCUGCCGCGGCGCAAUGCUUCUGGAUGACAUGGGCCUCGGCAAGACGAUCACCACGAUUGCUUUGAUAGCGCACACCCUCGAAGAGGCCGAUGCUUUCGGCGAUAGCGAUCUUGCCUCGUACCCGCCGCCGGACGAAUCGGAUCUUGGCGACGACGAUCGCAAGGCGCGCGACGAUAGCAUAGAACUGGUGACCGCCGAUGAUUUCUCCUCGUCGAUCCUCCCAACCCCUCGCCCCGCCAAGAAGGCGAAGAAGGCGAACGCUCGUAGUUCGCCCAAGCCAAAGCGCAAGGUCAGCCGGAGUAAGCGCGACCCAGAGGCGGUGCGCCAGGCCCACCUCGAGCGUCGCAGCCGCGCCACCCUGAUCGUGUGCCCGCUCUCUGUCGUCGCAAAUUGGGAAGAGCAGAUCCGCGAGCACUGGGACAAGAAGCGUCCGCCCCGCAUCUAUGUCUACCACGGCAACUCAAGAGUCACCGACACGGCGAGGCUGUCCAACCACGACAUCGUGCUCACCACGUACCCGACGCUCGGCCACGAAUUCAGCAAUCAGAAGACGUGGCUCGACGAGUCGGGCUCGUCGGGCAAGGGCCGAGGCGCCGAGCAGGAGGAGGAGGAGGACGACGACGACGACGCCAUCAUCAUGGUCAACGAGAACGGUAUCCCUGUCGAAAAAAAGAAAAAGUCCAAGAAAAGGAAGAAGAGGAUCGAGGACGGCAAAGAGUCGGCCAACGCGCUGCAGCGCAUCGAGUGGUUCCGUGUCGUGCUCGACGAGGCGCACUACAUCAAGGGCGCCCUGACGUGGCAAAGCAAGGCGGUCUGCAAUCUCUCGGCCCAGCGCCGCCUCUGCCUGACGGGCACGCCGAUCCAGAACAGCACCGAUGACCUCUACGCGCUACUCAAGUUCCUGCGCCUUGAUCCCUUUACCGACCGCGCCGUGUGGAACGAGUUCUGCGGCCACAAAGACAACUCGCCCGCAUUGCGACGCUCCAAGAUGGCAGCCAAGGACAGUGCUGACCCCAUCGACCCCGCCAGCCUAGGCCACAUCCAGAUCAUCAUGAAGUUCCUCGCGCUGCGGCGCACGAAGGACACCAAGGCGGCCGACGGCGAGUCGAUUCUGCGCUUGCCGCCCAAGCUCUCCAAAACCGAAAUGCUCGACUUUGAAGAGAGCGAAAAGGCGAGGUACCAUGCCCUUCACAGCCGGUACAAGGAGGAGUUCGAAGAGAUGCUGCGGGACGAUACGCUCAACCACAAUUACGCCACCAUCCUCCACGAGAUUCUCAAUCUGCGCCUGGCGUGCGAUCAUCCCUCGCUGGUCGACGCGAGCAAGGAUGCCAAGCGCAGGCUGGCGGGUCUUGGCUCUGACCCGAGUCAUGCGAUCAGCCAGGAUGGACUCAGCCGCGAGCGCGCGGCCGACCUCUUUGCCGUCUUUCGCGACAGCGGCAUGGCCUUUUGCAACGAAUGUCAGGCCGACCUGACCCAGUUGACGCCCGACAGCGACGGGCUCGGCGCCAGCGGCAGCGUAGAUGCGCUCGAUGACGCCUUGCACGCGGCUGCGGUCGACCAGGAUCGCCGGAUCGCAAGCAUCCGCAAGGGCAAGAAAGCGUCGGCGAGGUCGACGGAUGGCUUCCAGACGCCCGUAAGCGCUGACGACGCCGCUUCGACGACUCCAGCCGUGCGGCCGGUCGUCACUCGGUGCCAGCACCUCAUCUGUUCGACGUGUUUCAAGCGCCACGUCGGCGCAGCUUGGCCCCGGCCCAAGCUGACCGACGCGCACUAUUGUCCGGCUUGCCGCUCGGCGCUCAAACUGGCCAUCGACGCGAUCCAACUGGAGCCUGCCGACUUUGCCACGGACGAGGAACAGGACGUUGAGGACGACGACAAUGGGGCCAACGAGAACGGCAGCGUCAAGGGAGAUGGGAGCGGAGCUGGCAGCGACGACGAGAGCGACUUUGACUGGCAGGACGAGACCGGAGGCAAGCCGGACAAGGAUCAACGUGGAUCGGCUGAUAGCGAUGUCGAAACGGCCGACACUGACAGCACCACCGAAGAUGAAGACAAGGGCACGAGAAGCGGCGAUGUACGGCCUCCAGCUACAGGAGCUGGCAAGGGCCGUGCCCCGCCCAGGAGGGAAUUCCGACUCUCGGCGGCCACCACCCCCGCGGCAUCCCGCAAGCCGCGGGGAGACGUGUCCUUGCACGAUCGCACCGACCUGAGCACCAAGGUGCGCGCCCUGCUGAGUGACCUGAUCCCCUUCUCGCGGUGCAACCCUCGGUCGGCUCUCUACGACCCCACCGCCCCGCUUCUCGAGCACGUCGACCCAAAGACGGCGGACGACGAGGAGGUGCGGCAGGCGAGCGACCCGGUCGUAGUCGUUCAAAAGCCGCCAAGCCAAUUGGACGGCUUCGAACCGGUCAAGUCGGUCGUCUUCUCUCAGUGGACCAAGAUGCUCGACCGCAUCGGCAAGAGUCUCAGGUUGACGGGCAUUCGCUUCGCCCGGCUCGAUGGCACGAUGCGGAGGCAGGAUCGAAACGCCGCUCUGGCGCGCUUCAAGAGCGACCCGGGCACCGAGGUGCUCCUCAUCAGCCUGCGCGCCGGCGGUACCGGACUUAACCUCGUCAGCGCAUGCCGAGCCUACCUGAUGGACCCCUACUGGAACCCGGCCGUCGAGAAUCAGGGCCUCGACCGCGUGCACCGCAUGGGACAGCGUCGACCAGUCAUCACCGUCAAGUACAUCAUGAAGGACAGCAUCGAAGAAAACAUGCUCGAGCUACAGAAGCGCAAGAUGCAGCUGGCCAACAAGGUUGGCGAACGGCGCCAGGUCGGCGGCGGCGGCGGCGCCAGCUCGGCCGGAACCGCAAACAUCGCUGCCGCCUCGAGUUCGGGCGGUGGCGAUCGAAAGGCGGAGAGGAGGGAGGAGCUCAGUAUCCUCUUCAGCUAG
Messenger RNA from Pseudozyma flocculosa PF-1, 5073 nucleotides. RefSeq lists its product as uncharacterized. Gene Ontology annotation, molecular function: ATP binding; ATP-dependent chromatin remodeler activity. The record is from RefSeq and is a predicted model, not a curated record. NCBI's taxonomy places the organism in Eukaryota, Fungi, Basidiomycota, Ustilaginomycetes, Ustilaginales, Ustilaginaceae. Bases 1 to 5073 code for a protein of 1690 amino acids. The transcript has 4 exons.